AUGCCACCCGUUAUUAUCAUGUGGCGAUCCAUGUUUCGGCGAUUAACCAAUCGGUCAGCUAUCAGUGACGACGAAGCCUCGGAGGCUGGCGACGUUGUGGUUCCCAUCUCCACCGUCAAGCACAACGAUGACGACGUAUUCAGGGACAAUGAUGCCACCAUCACACAAGUCAAGGGCGACACACUGAACGGAAACGAGGACGAUGAAGAAGACAAGGAUGAAAAAGAAGAAGAAGAAGAUGGAGAAGACUUGGAGCCGGAUGAAUUCAUCGUCGAGAAGAUCGUGGGGCACAUCUAUAAGCAGGGUGCCUUGAAGUUCAAAGUGAAAUGGGAAGGCUGGGACUCGGAAGAAGAUUUGACUUGGGAGGAUGAGGAUAACCUCAGAGAAAACGCUUCAGACAUUCUGGACGCAUACCUAGAAUCCGUGGGCGGCCGAGAUAACAUCGCCGGGCAGUCCAAAAAAGGCACACAAAAGAAGCGCGGUCGACCUUCUUCAACCAACACACCCACGAACGGUACGAAACGCUCAAAACGCGGGAGUCAUCCGGCGUCAUCCACUCCACCCGCCAGCGCUGCCAAGGCCUGGACACCCCCAGCCGGUUCCUGGGAAGACCAUGUCGCCUCGAUCGAUGCUUGCCACGACGAGGAAACAGGCAAGCUAAUUGUCUACUUGUCAUGGAAGAACGGCCACAAAACACAACACGACACCAAGAUUGUGUACUCGAGAUGUCCCCAGAAGAUGCUACAAUUCUAUGAGCAACACGUCAAGAUCGUCAGUCCUACACCCAAGGCAGACGUGGAUUAGGACAUGGGGGUAGGGGCUCAUCAGGUAACUAGUGUAGGAUAUUAUGCUUGUCAGCUCAGCUGUGGGCUUGACCAGCAGCACUCUUCUGUAUGUUGAGGACAGGAAUGAAUGGCGUUUACGGCUUCAGAAUUUUUGGUAUGGUUAUGAGAACUUGGCGCAGUAUUUAAACGCUGCGCAGUACUUGGCAGUUGAGAUCUAACGCAGUAACUACCAAAAAGUCCAAUCUGCAUAGGCCAGAGGACCUCUCAAUUGCCACACUGACUGUUCCGCAGUAUAUGAAUGUCCUCUGUCUAGUACCACCAGACUUGUGUGCCUUGUUAUCAGACACCAACUGGGAAACUGCAGGUCCA
Molecule: messenger RNA, 1154 nt
Organism: Truncatella angustata
Lineage: Eukaryota; Fungi; Ascomycota; Sordariomycetes; Amphisphaeriales; Sporocadaceae
Exons: 5
Coding region: 1-804 (267 amino acids)
Biological process (GO): negative regulation of transcription by RNA polymerase II; chromatin organization
Cellular component (GO): nucleus; pericentric heterochromatin
Molecular function (GO): chromatin binding
Source: RefSeq, a predicted model, not a curated record